UUCUCAGAAGAGAGAAGAAUGUCACUUAUUUUGAUAGUUUACCUGUUCAGAGUCACCUAACCCCACCCCUGGUCCCUCAGAUGAGGGAUGUGAAUUAUUAAGAGGAAUCUGAGAAGCUGGGAAGCCAUGGAGUCUGGAGAGGCACUGAGCACAGGGGCUGGUGUGGCCCAGGCAGCUCUGCAUCCUCCAGAGGCCCACACUGUCCCUCCGGGCCCUCUCACCAUGCUGAUUGUGGUGGUAGAAGUGGAGCUCGGAAGAGGGUCAGGCCCUGAGGAGAUCCAGAGCCCUUUACUUCUUCUGGAGGAGCCCAAUAGCCUUCACUUGCCUCCUUGGAAGAUGCUGGAGAGUCAGGAACGAUGCCUCACCUUUGACAGAGUCCUGGGCAUCGAUGCUGCUCAGGAGGCAGAGCAGGAGCUACUGGCACGCAUCCAGUCCACACUGGCUUCGGUGGGCAGAGGCUACAGUGUAGCUCUGAUUCUCCGGGGCCGGGAAACAGAGGCACCCCGACUUGUGCCCCAGCUGCUGCAGGUGCUGUUUGAGGAAGCUCUGCUCCUCCAUCACCCUGACUGCAUGCUCAGUACCCUUAGCUUGGUGCAGAUCAGCCCCAAUGGGAAGACCCAGGACCUGCUCUCUCCAGGGCUGGAGGACCUGUCCGUGCUAGAGGUGGCCCCUCUUGGCUUGGUGGUGGAAGGUGCCAGUGAAGUGGAGGUGUCUGACUCAAGAGCUGCCUCAGAGCUGUACUUGCAGGCUACAGGGCGUGAAGGCAGGACUUGCCAUCUGCUGACACUCACCAUUUCCUGUCCUGGGCCUGAUCCUCCUGAGGAGACUGGGACUCAGGGCGUGUGGCGAGGUGCUUUGCGGAUCUUGCAGCUCCCAGGAGCCCUAGACUGCCCCCUACUGCGGGUACUGGCUGGUGAGGUUGUUGGUGCGGAGAUGGAGGGCUCUCUGCCUUGGAUUAUCUCACGGCUCCUAGAAGGAAACAACUAUGCUGGCCUCCUCCUUCGCCUGUAUCCCCAAGGUAGCUCCCUGAGUUUGCUUCAAGGUGCUCUGCUGGGGGCCUCACGAAGACGGAUGCAAGUGAAACAGGUGAGGCCCAUCCUGUGGGAUGCAGUAGAAGAGGCCCAAGCCCGCCGAGCUGGUCUGAAGACCCUGCGUUCAGGACUCCUUGGGAAGACCUUGACAGAUGAAAGGCUUAGCCAGCUGGGCAGGGCACUCCGUGAGCUACAGGUGGUAAAAGCCUGGAGCCAGUAUCCAAGAAGCCCAGUACCCAAAGGGGCCAGAGCUGAGGUGGAGAAGCUCCCAGAGCCACAGGUCCAAGGCAAGCCACCAAAGUACUGUAAGCAGAGGAGACAACACUGCUCCCACUUGUCAGUGGCAGGAAGAAGAACAUCUCUAGGGCCUGCACUCCACCAAAAGCAUUCUCUCAGGAACUCUGAGGAACAGGCCUGCGGGGCUCCAGAUGUGGCCCUGCAGUUCCUCCUGGCCCAGGCCCAGAGGCAAAGACUACAAGAGCAGCACCAAAUUUGGAUCCAAGAGGAGUGGAAACGUUUGGGACAGGAGGUUGCAGGCAAACCGGACACAGUCCAAGUGGCUGAGAAGCAGUUCUGUGGAGAGAGACAGAAACGGCUCUGGGAGCAGACAGUGCUGAGGCUCCAGGUGGAAGCCCUCCGGGCAGAGCGGGACACGGCAGAGCAGGACCUGGCAGCCCUCUAUGACCUGCAUGUACAGGCCACCCGUGCUCAGACAUGCCACAUGCUGCAGGUAUUUCGAGCCUGGCAGGGGCUGUGGGAGAAGAAGGCCACAACCACAGAGCACCAUCUUCGUAGCCUGCUGGCUGAUGUCCUGCAAGACACCAUUCAUCUGGCCUCACAGACCCAGGAGCUUCAAGCCCAGAACCAGCAGCUUCAACUUCAGCAGUGUGCAAGCAAGCUUGGGACAGUCACACUGGAUCCCUGCCCUGGAGAGAAGCCUGGUGAUCAGUAACCCUUCAAGGACAGUUUCCUUCCUCUUCAUUCUUGGGAGUCCUAGAAGGGAGAGGAGGGUGGGACAUGACAAUGAAGUAGAACCUCAUCACAGGUAGUCAAUUCCAUUACUAACCACAUCUCACUGUGCUGGUUCCUGCUCAGUGAGACUUGUACUAUUUCACUUUGCCUUUUCAGGUAUUUUGUCAAAAGUACAGUCAACAUACUUAGGUACUAUUUGAUCUUCACUUCAGAGAUAAGGCAAUGGAAGCCAGAAGAGGUUAAACCCAAGGAUGAUCAACUAAGUUAGAAUUUUAAAUUCAGGUUGGCUAAGCCGGGUGUGGUAGCACAUGCCCGUAAUCCUAGCACUUGGGAGG
Chinchilla lanigera (long-tailed chinchilla) is the source of this 2338-nucleotide messenger RNA. RefSeq lists its product as uncharacterized. The transcript has 16 exons. Lineage: Eukaryota; Metazoa; Chordata; Mammalia; Rodentia; Chinchillidae. The record is from RefSeq and is a predicted model, not a curated record. The coding region runs from base 127 to 1983 and encodes 618 amino acids.